AUGCCGCCGGUCGUGGCGAAUGGCUGGGGCCUGGGAUGCCGUCUCGUCGACCGGAAGCUGGGUGUGCUGAGGAUGCGCGCCCCCGACCCCGAGGACGCGUGCGGCCCCGCGCGGCGGGGGCCCGCGCCGGCGGAGGCGGCCGCCCCGGCCGCGGCCGAGACGCCACCGCCCAGGCGCCCCGCCCAGGGCUCCGCCGCCGCGGCGGCGGCGGGCCGCCCCGGCGGCCCAGGCUCGGCCACGGCGGCCCAGGGCCUGCCGGGGCCCACGCCUGCAGAGGAGGCGGCCCCGCGAGGCGCUGGGGUCGAGCCCGCCCGCGCGCCCUUGGGCGAGGCCGCGGGCGAGUCCAGGAGCUGGGCGGGGGCACCAUCCCUGAUGCUGCGUGCGCUGGGGUCCCGCGGGGGCGCGUGCGAAGAGCACGGCGAUGCCGCCGAGGUCACCCCACCGGCCGCCCCGCGGUCGCCGUCGCGGGCCGUGUUCCGGUCCGGGGCCCGGUCGUAUACUGUCUUGGGCUCUCGUGGGUGA
Prorocentrum cordatum is the source of this 522-nucleotide messenger RNA. The record is from the annotation of a GenBank genome assembly. NCBI's taxonomy places the organism in Eukaryota, Dinophyceae, Prorocentrales, Prorocentraceae.